This is a messenger RNA of Penicillium bovifimosum, 3228 nucleotides long. RefSeq names its product peroxidase/cytochrome P450 family protein. Lineage: Eukaryota; Fungi; Ascomycota; Eurotiomycetes; Eurotiales; Aspergillaceae. Gene Ontology annotation, molecular function: heme binding; monooxygenase activity; iron ion binding. The coding region runs from base 1 to 3228 and encodes 1075 amino acids. Gene Ontology annotation, biological process: response to oxidative stress. The record is from RefSeq and is a predicted model, not a curated record. The transcript has 7 exons.
AUGGCCGAGAAAGAGUCCAGCUCCAACAGCAACAAGAUUGCUCAGAUGGAGCAAGUGGUGACCGCAGCCUUACGUCCGUUGCCCACUCAGACUGGCGAUGGCACCUAUGUGCAACAGCCAACCAUGACGGGCCUAGCCAAAGAUCUGCUUCACUUUGACUUGCAAGAUGCCAAAACGUUGACCGAGCUGGCUAAAACUGCCGUGACUGGCGAGGCUGUGGACGACAGAGAGUAUACUAUGGAACGAAUGAUUCAGCUUGCUGCUGGCCUUCCUUCGACGUCUCGAAACGGCAAGGAGCUGACGAAUACUUUCCUGACUCAAUUGUGGGGUGAUCUGGAGCACCCUCCUGUCUCUUAUCUUGGACGCGAGGCGGCAUAUCGGAGCGCUGAUGGGUCUGGAAAUAAUUAUUUCUGGCCUCAAAUUGGAGCUGCUAGCACUCCGUACGCACGGUCUGUUCGACCAAAGACCAUGCAGCCUGCGAGUCUUCCGGAGCCGGAGGCUCUCUUCGAUAGUCUCUUGGCCCGGCAGGGUUUCAAGGAACACCCGAACAAGAUUUCCAGCGUGCUAUUCUAUCUUGCCUCUAUCAUCAUUCACGACCUGUUUCAGACGGAUCCUCGGGAUCAAACAAGAUCAUUGACCUCCUCGUAUUUGGACUUGUCUCCGCUUUAUGGUAACAAUCAAAAGGAGCAAGAUACUGUCAGAACGUUCAAGGCUGGAAUGCUGAAGCCCGAUUGCUUUUCCGCCAAGCGGGUCCUGGGAUUCCCCCCAGGCGUUGGGGUCCUUCUGGUAAUGUUCAACCGUUUCCACAACUCCGUUGCCGCUCAACUGGCAGCCAUCAAUGAAGGUGGACGUUUUACUAAGCCGGAUGAAUCAAAUGCCCAAGCUUAUGCGACCUGGGAUAACGACCUUUUCCAGACUGCACGACUGGUCACUUGUGGUCUUUAUGUGAACAUCAUCCUGAAAGAUUAUGUCCGGACCAUUCUCAAUGUCAACCGAACUGACAGCAUAUGGAGCUUGGAUCCCCGUGCAGACAUUAAAGAUGGCUUGCUUGGAGAGGCACCUGCCCAGGCCACUGGAAACCAAGUAUCCGCUGAGUUCAAUCUUGUUUAUCGCUGGCACUCUUGUGUCUCGGCACGAGACGCAAAAUGGUCAGAGGAGCUGUAUGACGAGCUGUUCAAUUGUCACGAUCCAAAGCAGAUUAGCCUGCAACAAUUCACGCAGGGUCUCCGACAGUGGGAAUCAAAGCUGCCGGCUGAUCCCCAGGAACGUCCUUUCGCGAAAUUGCAGCGCCAGCCAGAUGGGAAGUUCAACGAUGAUGAUCUGGUAAAGAUCUUCCAAGAGGGUGUUGAGGAUCCUGCUGGAGCGUUCGGUGCUCUGAAUGUGCCGGAGGUCUUCAGAGGAAUCGAGGUUCUUGGCAUCAAGCAGGCACGCUCUUGGAAUCUGGCCACCCUGAACGAGUUCCGUCAAUACUUCGGCCUGGCUUCUUACACAACGUUCGAAGAGAUCAAUCCAGACCCGUACAUCGCAAACCAGCUAAAGCAUCUCUAUGACCAUCCUGACCUCGUGGAGUUGUACCCCGGGCUCGUUGUCGAAGAGGCUAAACAGCCGAUGACCCCGGGUAGCGGUCUAUGCACUAACUUCACGACCUCUAGAGCUAUUCUAUCGGACGCAGUCGCUUUGGUCCGUGGUGAUCGAUUUUACACUGUUGACUUCACACCGAAGCAUCUCACAAAUUGGGCGUUCAAUGAGAUCAGCGCUGACACCUCUAUUGACGGUGGCCAGGUAUUCUACAAGCUAGUCCUGAAGGCCUUCCCCAAUCACUUCCGUGGUGACUCCGUUUACGCUCACUUCCCGAUGGUGGUGCCUGAGGAGAACAAAAAGAUAUUGACUAGCCUCGGUCGAACUAAAACCUACAGCUUUGACCGACCUUUCCUCAAAGCUCCGACUCUCUUCAUCAAUUCACACUCUGCCUGCACGAAAAUCUUGAAUGACCAACCAGGAUUCAAGGUAGUCUGGGGCGAGAAGAUCCAAUUCUUGAUGGAGAAUAGCGGUCGUCCCUACGGCCGAGACUUCGCCUUGUCGGGCGAUCUCCCUGCCAACGCAAGUUCUCGAAAAAUGCUUGGGGCUGCCUUGCACCGUGAUAAAUGGGAGUCCGAAGUGAAAGCCUUCUACGAGGAUAUCACUUUGAAACUCCUUGAGAGAAACUCUUAUAAAGUCGCCGGUGUCAAUCAGGUUGAUAUCGUCCGUGACGUUUCCGUUCUCGCUCAGGUCCAUUUCUGUGCCAACGUUUUCUCCUUGUCUCUCAAGACAGAGUCCAAUCCGAGAGGCGUAUUCAGCGAACAGGAGUUGUACCAGAUCAUGGCUGUAAUCUUCGCUUGCAUUUUCUACGACGUGGAUGUGUCCAAGUCUUUCCAGCUUUGUCAGACUGCUCGCAGUGCUGCACAACAGCUGGGUGAGCUGACGCUAGCAAACGUCGAGCUGGUGUCUAAAACUGGAUUUAUUUCCCACUUGGUCAAUCGCCUACACCGUCACGAUAUCUUGAGUGAGUAUGGCGUCCACAUGAUCCAACGCUUGCUUGACAGCCAGUUGCCGGUUAAGGACAUUGUGUGGUCGCAUCUCCUCCCCACGGCUGGUGCAAUGGUUGCCAAUCAAGGCCAGCUCUUCUCCCAAUGUCUUGAUUACUACCUCUCAGAAGAAGCCGCGGAGCAUCUGGCUGAGAUCCAACGUUUAUCCCGGGAGGACACCCCUGAGGCUGACGAGCUUCUUGUGCGAUACUUCAUGGAAGGAGCGAGACUUCGAUGCUCCGUGGCAUUGCCUCGCUUUGCCACUAAGCCUACAGUGAUUGAUGACAAUGGCGAGAAGAUCACUCUGAAGGCUGGCCAGGAAAUCCUUUGCAACCUUGUUGUUGCCGGCCGCGACCCCAUUGCAUUCCCCGACCCGGAUAAGGUCCGUCUUGAUCGUGAUAUGAGUUUGUACACUCACUUUGGCUUUGGUACUCAUCAAUGCUUGGGCUUGAAAAUGUGUCCGACUGCACUCUCCACCAUGCUCAAAGUGCUCGGGCGACUCGAUAAUAUUCGCCGUGCUCCCGGACCACAAGGUCAUCUGAAGAGGCUUGAUGGCUUGGGAGGAAUCGCCAUGUAUAUGGACGCUGAGCACAAGAGCUUCUCCCCGUUCCCCAUGACUAUGAAAGUCCAGUGGGACGGGGACCUGCCUGCUAGGAGGGGGUAA